Scylla paramamosain (green mud crab) is the source of this 3204-nucleotide messenger RNA. RefSeq names its product probable leucine--tRNA ligase, mitochondrial (gene LeuRS-m). Gene Ontology annotation, molecular function: ATP binding; aminoacyl-tRNA deacylase activity; leucine-tRNA ligase activity. The record is from RefSeq and is a predicted model, not a curated record. Bases 370 to 3147 code for a protein of 925 amino acids. Gene Ontology annotation, biological process: leucyl-tRNA aminoacylation; mitochondrial translation. The transcript is spliced from 15 exons. Lineage: Eukaryota; Metazoa; Arthropoda; Malacostraca; Decapoda; Portunidae. Gene Ontology annotation, cellular component: mitochondrion.
CAGUGAGCCGAACUCUCCCUCUGGAUGUAAACAAAAACCCUGCAGGAGUGUCCUUACCUGCGGGAGUGCAGGCCGCCCUUGUCCUGCCACCUGCUUGUCUUCUUAAGUUUGUCUUUUUGACGGGGGUGACUCAGCCUUUUCAUCUUGUCCUGUCUACCUGCAGGUAGCGGCGGCUCAACCUAUCAAGCCUGCCGGCGGCGGCUCAGCCUCCUCGACCUGCUCUGCAGAGGUGCAGUGCGGCUUAUAAUGCAAUGCACUCUCUCCCGUGCAUAGGUGCACUGUGACACUGUCUUACUGUCACUCCCGUCCACGUGUUGGUGCACUGUGGCACUGUAGCUCUCUCAUCCCAGGGAAGGCUGAGCCAGAGAUAUGGGGCGACUCUGGUUCGCUCAAAAAUUGCUGUCACACAGAGGAAGGCAGUUCAUAUUUAGUUACUGUCCAAGACUAAUUUACAGCCAGACUGGCGUGUGGCCCAUCACAGAUGAUGAACUGAGCCACAGCACCAAGAAGGAGAUUGAUGCAUUUUGGAAAGAAAAAUACAAAAGAUUUGGGCAAAAACCAAUAGAGGAUAAAGAUGAUGGAGGCAGCCAGGGGAAGAAGUACGUGCUUUCCAUGUUCCCAUACCCUUCAGGAAAACUUCACCUGGGGCAUGUUCGGGUCUAUGCCACCAGUGACGCCAUGGCCAGGUUCUACCGCCACAGAGGCUACAAGGUGGUCCACCCAAUAGGAUGGGAUGCUUUUGGCCUGCCGGCAGAAAAUGCUGCCAUUGACAGCAACAAGAUGCCUGACCUUUGGACCCACACAAAUAUAAAUCAGAUGAAGGAGCAGUUGCAGGAGUUGGGAUGCAAUUUUGACUGGCACCGUGAGUUUGCCACGUGUAACCACAACUACUUCCGUUGGACACAGAGCCUCUUUCUGCGGCUGUUCCAAGCAGGACUGGCUUACCAGAAAGAGGCAAUGGUAAACUGGGACCCAGUGGACCAGACGGUGUUGGCUAAUGAGCAGGUAGAUGAGGAUGGCUGUUCGUGGCGGUCAGGUGCAAAGGUUGAGCAGCGUUACCUCAAGCAGUGGUACAUCAAGAUCACCAGAUUUUCCAAGUCACUAUUGGACGGCCUGUCAGACACAGCACUGGAAAACUGGCGUGACAUCAUCAAAAUUCAGCGCCACUGGAUUGGGGAGUGUGGAGGCUACAGAGUGGAGAUGGAUGUGGCAGAGGAGGGCCACAGCAGUGCUGGGACAAAUCAAAGAUUGCUACCAGCUUCAAGACUGAAUCUGUGGAUGACACAGCCAGAACUGCUCCAUGGCAUCAGCUUUCUUGGGGUUCACCAUGGCCAUGCACUUGACACAGAGGCACACAGGGGGCACUGUUGUGGUGGUCACCAGCUACUCAAGGUUCAUGCCAUCUGUCCCCUCAGCCAGCGGGAAAUUCCAAUAAUAAUGAGUGACAGUCUGCCAUACACCGAAGAUACAGAAGCUUAUGUGGGCAUUCCUUGUGUUUCAGAGGAGGACAGAGAUAUUUCAAAUAACUUUGGCUUCACAGUCCCACAUGUUCUUGAGAAUGGCAGAUUAAUGAAUUCAGGAGAGCUGAGUGGCCUGUCUCUUGCAGAAGCAAGGGGGCAAGUCACUCAAAAGCUCAUGGAGAAGGGAGCUGGAGGAUUCCCAACCAGUGCCAAACUGAAGGAUUGGCUCAUAUCUCGCCAGCGGUACUGGGGCACCCCCAUACCCAUUGUCCACUGCCCCAGCUGUGGACCUGUGCCUGUACCUGAACACCAGCUGCCUGUAGAACUGCCUAAAAUCUCUCACUUUCCAAAGAGAGGCAUCUCCCCACUGAAGGAGGCACAUGCCUGGCUGAAAUGCUCCUGUCCAAGGUGUGGGCAGGAAGGUCAACGAGAAACAGACACAAUGGAUACCUUUGUUGACUCCUCGUGGUACUUCCUUCGCUUCCUGGAUGUCAACAAUGAGGAACAACCCUUCAGCUUCAAGCUUCAGGAGACCUUCAUGCCAGUUGACCUUUAUGUUGGAGGAAAGGAACAUGCUGUGCUUCACAUGCUGUAUGCUCGAUUCAUGCAGCAUUUCUUGGCCACUGAAGGUUUGGUGAGCCACUGGGAGCCUUUCAAGAGAUUGGUCAUGAUGGGAAUGGUGAUGGGGUUGGCAUACAAGGUGAAGGACUCUGGCCGCUAUCUCACCAAAGACCAGGUGGACUUCUCUGUGAAGCCACCAGUGGAGCUGGGCACAGGAGCACCCCUUGUUAUCACUACUGAGAAGAUGAGCAAGAGUAAAAAUAAUGGCAUUGAUCCUCAGAAAGUGUUGGAGAUAUACGGAACAGACACCACAAGACUCCUCAUGCUGGCAAAUUUUGCACCAGCCUCGGCAAGAAACUGGUCUGAGGAAACCUUCCCAGGCAUCUUCAGUUGGCAGAAUCGUCUGUGGAUGACAGUUACUGAGUUUAUUGAUAUCAGACAAAACAAAGACCCCAACUUGACCUGUAUCAGUGACAAAGAGAGGAAGGAGCACGAGCAAUACCUGUGGAAUGCACGCAACCAUGCCCUCAGCAAUGUCACCUACAUCAUGGAGCACACCCAUCAGCUCAACGCAGCCAUCUCUUUCAUGCAGGCACUCACCAACAGCCUCAGGAAAGUGCCAAAAAUCUUAAUGGUGAGUGAGGUGUUUGAACAUGCACUGGCAGCUCAAAUCAUCAUGCUUUCCCCAAUAACGCCUCACUUUGCCAGCGAACUCUGGGCUGGAUUCUGCAGUGUGGUGACUUGCUCCUCUCUUCAGAAGGAAGUAUCCCUGAUGAACCAGCCAUGGCCAGAGGUGGACAAGGACUACCCUCUGCCUCUUAGAUACUUUAUCCAAGGGGAGAAGCCGCAGCAAGUGAAGGUUCCCCGGAGGAUGUUAGACCACCUCAGUGCAGACCAGGCACUGCAGCUGAUCUCUAAGGAGGAGAAUUUCCAACAGUUUCUUCAGGGAAGAACAAUAGUAGACACUCAGCUGAAAAUCCUUCCUGGGCUGAGGGCCACUGUGUUCUUCACCUACAGUGUGCAUGAUGUGGCCAGAGCCAAAGAAGAGCUGAAAAAGAGGAAAGAAGAAAAGAAAAAACAAAAACUGGAGAACAGGAUGAUGAGAAAGCAAAGAGCAGUAGACUGAUGUACAGUAGGAUAUGUGUAUAUUACUAGCCUUCAAGAUUAAAUUGUUGUUGAUGUU